Molecule: messenger RNA, 8372 nt
Organism: Brienomyrus brachyistius
Lineage: Eukaryota; Metazoa; Chordata; Actinopteri; Osteoglossiformes; Mormyridae
Product: ERC protein 2-like
Exons: 18
Coding region: 340-3861 (1173 amino acids)
Biological process (GO): neuromuscular synaptic transmission; maintenance of presynaptic active zone structure; regulation of synaptic plasticity
Cellular component (GO): cytoskeleton of presynaptic active zone
Molecular function (GO): structural constituent of presynaptic active zone
Source: RefSeq, a predicted model, not a curated record
UCACCACUGACCUCUCAGACAUGCGAUGUUCAGUGGUGACAUUCACUUACCGCGAUCCAGCCGCCCCUUUAACUACCAAGCUCCGGCCCCCUCGUGAGCGAAUGUGCAGCCCAAUGAAACAGGAGGUCGAGGAUGCUGGGAACCGUAAGCGGGGGGAAGCCUGGAUGCUGGAUUGAGCUGGUGCUGAAGGGGAAUUACCGUUCGUAAGGUCUAUAUGCAUCACUCUACUCUUUCCAAGGGCUAAAAUGCUCUAAGCAGUUCUGCUGAAAAGUGAAAUCAAGCACAACCCUCCAGUCUGAAUACUGUUCUGCUCUCAAAGGAUUUUUCCCAGUCUUGGAGAUGUAUGGGAGCACUAGGACCAUGGGGCAUGUGGAAGGCAGUCCCUCGCGGUCCCCCCGCCUGCCGAGGUCACCGCGCCUGGGCCAUCGGCGGGCUGCUAGUAGUGGGGGCGGAGGUGGUAAGACACUAUCUAUGGAGAAUAUCCAGUCCUUGAAUGCAGCUUAUGCAACCUCUGGACCCACGUACCUGAGUGACCAUGAGGGCCUUGGUUCCACCACCUACCCCAAAGCCAUGGUGGGCUUGGGUCGUGCCUCGAGUCGUGCUCUUCAUGGUUCACGUGUCACUGCCAUGGGCAGCAGUCCCAACAUCGCCACCAUGGGGCUGCCUCACGCCGAUCCCAUGUCUUAUGGUGACCUGGGCUCCCUCGCCAUGCUUCAGCACCAUCACCACCACCAGGGGGUGCCAGCGGGUCUGAGGCCGGCCCGCGAUAGCGGUGUGCUUGACCUCCAAACUCAGCUCAGGGAGCUACAGAGAGACAACGAGCUCCUGCGCCGAGAGCUGGAAGCAAGGGAGGGGAAGCUCAUCUCGGCUUCUGGUGCUGGCACCCGUGGCUUCUGGAGUCCUGAGCUGAAGAGGGAGAGGGGAGUACGCAAGGAGGAGGUGGCCCGUGCCUCCUUGCUGAGGGAGCAGAUGAGAGUGGCCCAUGAGGAGAAUCAGCACCUCCAGAUGACUAUCCAGGCCCUGCAGGACGAGCUGCGCACCCAGAGGGACCUGAACCUACUGCUGCAACAGGAGAGCGCAGGCCGCAGCGCAGAGCAUGCCACCAUCGAGCUGACUGAGGACAACUUCCGGCGGCUGCAGGCCGAGCACGAGCGGCAGGCCAAGGAGCUCUUCCUGCUGCGCAAGACACUGGAGGAGAUGGAGCUGCGCAUCGAGACGCAGAAACAGACGCUGGGAGCGCGAGACGAGUCCAUCAAGAAGCUGCUGGAGAUGCUGCAGAGCAAGGGGCUGGGCGGUGAUGCCAGUGAGCGCUCACGGAGGCUGGCCGAUGCCGACUCGCAGCUCUGCCACCUAGAGGUGGUGCUGGACCAGAAGGAGAAGGAGAACAUGCAGCUCCGAGAGGAGCUGCAUCGACGAAAUCAACUCCACCAGGAUCCAGCUAAAACCAAAGCCCUGCAGACUGUUCUGGAGAUGAAGGAUACUAAGAUUGCAUCUUUGGAGAGGAAUAUCCGUGACCUGGAGGAUGAGAUCCAGUUGCUGAAGGCAAACGGGCUCCUGAACACAGAGGAUCGGGAGGAAGAGAUCAAACAAAUGGAGGUCUACAAAAACCACUCCAAGUUCAUGAAGACCAAGAUCGAUCAGUUGAAGCUCGAGGUGUCGAAGAAGGAGUCUGAGCUCCUUGCCUUACAAACAAAACUUGAGACGCUGAACAAUCAAAACUCGGACUGCAAGCAACAUAUCGAGGUGCUAAAGGAAUCUCUGACUGCCAAAGAACAGCGGGCUGCUAUUCUUCAAACUGAAGUGGAUGCUUUGAGGCUGAGAUUGGAGGAGAAAGAAGCCUUCCUGAACAAGAAGACAAAACAGCUUCAGGACCUCACAGAGGAGAAAGGCACAUUGGCCGGAGAGAUCCGGGACAUGAAAGACAUGCAUGAAGUCAAGGAAAGGAAGAUCAAUGUCCUUCAGAAGAAGAUUGAGAAUCUCCAGGAACAGCUUCGGGAUAAAGACAAGCAGUUGACCAACCUGAAGGACCGUGUGAAAUCGCUGCAGACCGACUCCAGCAACACCGACACUGCGUUGGCCACGCUGGAGGAGGCCUUGGCGCAGAAGGAACGAAUCAUCGAGCGGCUGAAAGAGCAGCGGGAGCGAGAGGAUCGGGAGAGACUAGAAGAGUCAGAGUCAUACAGGCAGGAAAACAAGGAUCUGAAGGAGAAGGUUAAUUCUCUGCAGGUAGAGCUGACAGAGAAGGAGACCAGCUUAAUAGACUUGAAGGAGCAUGCUUCAUCCUUGGCUUCAGCUAGCCUGAAAAAGGACUCCCGCCUGAAGUCACUGGAGAUAGCAAUAGAGCAGAAGAAGGAGGAGUGCAGUAAGCUGGAGACCCAGUUACAGAAGCAAGCAGAGCAGCUCUUCAGCCAAAUCAACAGCAGUGCCCUGGACACAGAUCAAGGCCGAAGCCACCCAGAAUUGGUGGAUAAGGCCAAGCAGUUAGAGCAGGAAUUGUCCUACUACAAGGAGGAAUCGCACAAGGCCCAGGCUGAAGUGGAACGUCUGCUCGAUAUCCUAAGAGAGGUGGAGACGGAGAAGACCGAUAAGGACAAAAAAAUCACUGACCUGGAAAGAACAGUGAAGGACCAAACAAAGAAAGGGCCCAACUUUAAGCACAACCAGCAGGAGGAAAUGAAGAACAACGCACAGCUCAUGCAAGUGACCCGCAAGGACAAUCUGCCAGACAGCUCACAAAAUGUAAAGCUGGAGGAGCUUGCAGCCACACUUGAGAAGACCAGGCAGGAGCUGGAUUCAACGAAGCAGAGACUGAGCUCCACGCAGCAGUCGCUCGCUGAGAGGGACGGUCACCUGACCAACCUGAGGCAGGAGCGCAGGAAGCAGCUGGAGGAGAUCCUGGAAAUGAAGCAACAAGCACUUCUGGCGGCCAUCAGUGAGAAAGAUGCCAACAUUGCCCUGCUGGAGCUGUCUACCUCCAACAGGAAGAAGACACAGGAGGAGGUGAUGGCCCUGAAAAGGGAGAAGGAUAGGCUGGUGCACCAGCUCAAGCAACAGACACAGAGCCGAAUGAAGCUAAUUGCAGACAACUAUGAAGAAGACCAUCACCAUUCUCAGCAACCUCACCCCCCACAACCCCAUCCUCAGCCCCAGCAUCCAUACCCUCAAGCUCAUCUCAACCCAAAUCCUCAACACCCCCACCCACAACUUCAACACCCUCAACCUCAGCCCCAACACCCCUAUCCUCCACCCCAACUAAACCCCAGCCCCGGUCCUCAACACCCCCAUGCAUCACUCCAGCACCCCCACCCUCAUCAACCCCAACACCCUCACCCCCAACACUCUCCUCAUCCUCAGCCUCCACACCCCAACCCACAGCCACAUCAUCCUCAGCCUCAAAUCCAUCACUCCCAACCCCAGCCACCUCACCUCCAACCCCAACCACCUCACCCCCAAAUACAGCACCCUCCACCUUACCCUCCGCAGCCCCAACACCCACCGAGCCAAUACCCACCCACUCCACAUCUACAGCAUCCCCAAGGGCAGUACACUCAGCCAACACACCCCCAGCCCCAAUACACCCAGCCACCACACCCCCAGCCCCAAUACACCCAGCCACCACAUCCCCAGCACCCUCCACCUCACCACCCUCAGCACCCCCCACCUCACCACCCUCAGCACCCCCAGGUUCAAAUGCAACACCCCCCACCACAUCAGCCCCAGCACCCCCAUCCUCAACACCCCCCUCACCCUCCACACCCACAUCAGCCACCACCCCCCCAUCGUGGGCCCAGCCGUGGUCCUCCACAUGGCAGCCAUCGGCCAUCUCCCGAUCAGGAUGACGAGGAGGGAAUUUGGGCAUAAGCGCUUCUACGAUCUCCAAAACUCUGAGGGGUAAAGAAUCACAAGGGACCUAAAGCUUGCAAAAGUCCUUCAGAAGCUGAGUGAGAGCAGCCCCAUCUAUUUUUCACUGAUGGACUUGUCCAUACAUAGACAGCCUUGUACACACAUGCCAUUACAAAGGCUUGCAUUAGCACAGCUGCUGUAGUGUAUAGACCCACAGAUAUAUGUCUUCUUGAACAAAUCUCUUCGAGAAAAGUCCAUACGAACAGACUGCAGUCAUAAUGGGCAGUUUUCUGGGGCAAACACCCUCCAUAAGAGCUUUACUGAUUGACGCUGUUCAUAUUUAUGUCCUGCGUUUGUGACCCUCAAACAAGCGUAACUGAUUUUUCACUAAUUUCAUUUAAGUCUGAACACAUACAGGGAUCCACCCUGAUAGGAACAGUCAAACAGAGCCUCCUUCUUUUUAUUAAUCAUUUGUAAAAUGGUACUUUGAAAGGCACCGGUAAAACUAGGAACCUUGAGUUAGAGUUGCAGUCAGUCCUGCUACAACACAACUAAUGCAUUCCUGAAAAAUCUUGUGUUCACUAAAGUCUGAAGUACUGAAAUACACAUAUCCAAUAGGAAAAAUUGGAUUGGUGGAAUGCAACUCUGAAGCUUAGUAACUCUUACGCCAGUGAUAACAGUGGCUAAAAAUGUAAUUACAGUAGAACCUUGGAACUCGAACUGGUCUGUCAAUUAUUUUUUCUACUUGUAUCUUGAUCGAAAUCUCAGAGCUUGACCAUUCCUCCUAAAACUUGUACGGGUUGAAAUGCAUUCAACUUUACCAAGUCGGACCUCAACCAGGUCAGUCAAGAAAAAUGUUGCUGCAACUCGACCGAAAACUCGAAACACUACAAAACAAAACAAACCUGCUAAAACUUGCACAGAGGGAGAUGCAUCUCCCCUUGCAUUGGUAUGUGUGCUUUUUCGUUUGUGUAUUAGUUUCAUAUUGAUUUAUAUUAAUUGUUAAUGUCUUUAUCAUUAGUUGGGUAGACAGAUAUGUUUAAAUAGACAAUCAUUUGGGGGUCUAGAAUGUAUUAAGAUCAUUUACAUUAUUUAUUAUGAGAAAAUUCGACAUGGACCUCAGCCAAAUCUCAACUCGAGCAGCCAUCUGGGACGAAUUACUGCAAGUUUGUGUUCCAAAGGUACCAAACUGAUUAGGUUCCAAACUGUACAUGCAUUUUAAAUUAGAAAUAACACCACUACAAUAAUAAAUUAUAUCAUAAACAUCCCCUUUAAGUCUCAUGAGAAUUGCAUAGUAACUCCUGCAACCGAAAGUACCAAACUGGCUAAAGUCGGGAGGAAUGAUGGUCACAGAGAUGCUUCAAGAACCAUUUGCUUUAUUUCGUAACCCCACUAGAUGGUGCUGUUGGUUUACCUUUGGGCAUGUUUGAGUCCCCAUCUAGUGGGAUCAGAAAAGAUAGCAAAUGGUUUAUGUAGAGUCAUAUUGGCCAUCAUUAGCACUCUCCACAAACACAGCGGAUUACGGUAUUGUGAGGGCCAUUGAAGGCAGCAUGGCUACGUACAGUCUAUGAAUAGUAACUGAAUUUUAAAAGGCUUCUGUGUUUUUUUUUAUAUGAUAAUUGGUCAAAUAUUUUUGGAGUUUUAGAAUCUAUGACUUUGACCUGUGCAAUAUGUGAAUGUACAAAAAAAUUGAUUCUUUAAGAUUUGAAAAUCAGUUCAAACCAUUCACUGGAAUGAACCGGACGUCACUUAUCGAUCACUUGGAUAGUUCUUCUUGCGUGUGUGUAGUGUUUCUUACUAAGACCAUAUCACGUUGUAGUUUGCUUAGUGCUGUUCUCUCCAUCUGAAAAUGACACAUACAAAUGUGAUUCCACGUAGUAUUGGAUUUGGGUACUAAUAUAUCAAUCACGGUAGAACAGAUUCGCAUUGUGAUAUCACAUGUUGUAGCAGGACUGACUAUAUUCUGUUUUCUGAAACUUACGCCAUUUCAUCCUGCCUGUCUGUCUGAUGCUCAUCUUCACCUUGUGUUGUUUUCAUUUAUUGUUCUGUAUGUUAAACUGUAUAUUCCAUUUAAUAUAUUUUAAGGGGAUCUCAUCUCUUGUGCAUGUCUUAUGUUGUAAAUCCUGACAAGAUUUACAGAAAAAGAGAUCAGUCAACUCCUGGCUCACCUGGUAUUCGUCUUUUGGCUCCACCAGGAGAUAUGCUCGUUAGAGAAUGUCCCAUCCUAGAAUGACGUAUCCUCAUCACCAUUGUUUUGUGUCCAGUUCCAUACACAUUCUUGUGAAUGCCUUUGCUGUUUAUCCUUUGACAUUUAUUAAGGUGUUUUAUGCAUUUCCAAGCUAUCCAGUCCACUGUUUCUAUGCCCUGUUAUAGGCUCUUUCAUUUAACCUACCAUUUGUUUUUGCGAAGACUAUGCACUGGAAAAGACCCAUGCAUGUCAUCCAGUGUGGUUUCAGGGUACCUUAAUCAUGGUGGUGCUGUUCAGUCUAUGAAUAUGAUGAAAAAUAAGCCAUAUUGUAAUUAUGUAAUCCCUUAGCUAAAAAAGAUGGAGGUACUUUGUGUGUAUAAUCCCAUAGAGUACUGUUAAUGUGGAAAAAAUAUAUACUGUACACUGACUACUGUGGAUCAAAUUGCAAAAUAGUGGACCGCACAGCACAAUGACACCUCACCCCUGGAUGUGGAUAAGCUUUAUCCUGGAUAGUCCCCAUUCUAAAUAACCCCUCAGCUGUAGCUUUCAAGCUUCCAGAAGCUGAUUAUAAAUCCACAGAACUCCUCUGACUGGCACCCCUGCUCUGAGCAGCCUGGGAGGAGAACGUAUUUAAAAAAAAAUGUGUUUUUUAUUUAGUUAUGCGAAUAAGCAUGAGAAAACUAAAGUGUACAAUUUUUUUGUGCACCCAAAGAAAAUAGAAAUACAUGUGGGACCAGUGACACUGGAUGAAACAUCACAUCAGGAGAGGUUUCAAACCUCCUGUAAAUGGAAAGACUGUCCUCGGCUCCAUUAUGACCACUGAGCUUCGUAGAAUCUGCCCUACAAGGAGCAGCAUGGCACUGAGAUGUCCGUACACACAGACCUCAGGACAAACAGACCUUUAAGGAUAAGGAUGGAGCUGGAAUCCAUUUUUGGGACAUCCAUGUUCCAUCUCCUGCCUGAAACAACUCUUGAGAGUGUGACAGUUGCAGACGUUACCCAAAAUGACUUGCAGUGUUUUCAUGUAUAUCUAGAGACCAUUGCCACUGGAGUGGCAGUUUAAAAGUCUCAAAAAGACACUGUCUUGUAACUGUUGUUAUUGUCAAUGUGUCUGAUACAGUGGAAAAUUUUGUACACACGGUGCUGGAGGGAUUUCCGUUAAAACCAACCCACUGAAAUUGUGUAUGUCCUCAAUAGUGGUCGUGGUAGUCAUUGUCACUGUUGUCUGCAGUUGUUAAGGUUUACCGUUAGAUCAGGAUGAAUGUGAAUAGUGUCUUUUCUCCUGCGUGUCUUUAAUGCAAUUAGACAAAUAUGGGCACCCUCCUCUACCUAGAGCCAGAAUAUCCCAACCAUAGCUUAGCUUACUGCAUUAAAUAUUCACAAAGCAUCAAAGUCAGUAAAGAACAAAAUGGUGGUCAAUGCUAACCGAGGAGCACAAAAGCUAAUCACUUGAAUAUCAUGUCAGGGCAUGGUAUUUUGAGUGGCAUAAUAUCAGGUCUUUAACAUUAAUACUUGAAGUAGGGUCUCCUACCACAGAAUGCCAGUACAUAUGUAAUGAAUCCAUCAAAUUCAAAGCAAUUCGCUGGUCCCAGCUCCUUUUGAGUAUAGUGCCAAUUUUAUGGUCAAUGGAUAGAUCUUGUUCUCUAUGCAUAGGGGGAGUAGAAUUCAGCUCUCAUAAGAUUUUUAAACUGUUCUGUGGACUCACAUGGGUGGCACUAAUAAGUGAAAGGAAUCCUUUUGUUUAUCAUGGUCAUAUCUGAGGGUAUCUGUUGUUCAAUGCAAAACUGGGCUAAAGAAACACUGUGAGAAAUGCAAGAAACAUUUUUAUUAAACAAUAUUAUUAUUAUUACUUUUUAAAAUUUUAAUUUUUCUGUCAUUUUCUUUCUAUUAUUUGCACAGAGUAAAAUUCUGUUUGCAGUUAUACAGUGUGUAUUUGUAUAUAUGUAUUUGUUUUGCUGUACAGUACUGUUUUGAAAUGUCUGUUUAUGUGGACGUGGGUGUAUUGUGCUAAUCACAGGUGAAUGGCUAGCUGUAACAUAGGGCUUACGUCCCUGCUUCAUCUGUGUUAUCAGAUAUGUCAACCGGUUUGGUGCAUAGGCGAGGUGAUUCUGUGAUGUUGUAUCUGACCGUAUGUGGCUACUGCCAGUACCUUCAUCUUCCUGCUGAUGUUUGUGUAGCAUGUGGAACGGAUGGCAGCAUGUCAUGGACUGUAACCGUAGUAACUGUUAAUCGGGUUCUUAUUGACAUGUGAUACGAUGAGGAUAGAGAGCUUAAAUUGCUGUUGUCUGUGUUGUGUCAGAAUCUGGAGUGUUGGCCAGCGUGGGUUUAUUCAUAAAAUAAA